UCAUCUCCCCCAAAACAUUCAAAAUCCCGCCCUAAAAAAAUUUCACUCUAUUUAUUUAUACCCACAAACUCACUCUUCCCAAUGAAUAUCAUCAAUUCAUCAUUCAUCAGUCCCUUUCUUCUUCUUCCUCAUUAAUAAUAAUAAUCCAAACCCUAGACAAAUCAAUCACAACCUUCAAACUUCCCCAAAAUGCCCUCCAUGCCAGAAGAACCCAUCCUCGCCGCCAACCCCGACCGCUUCUGUAUGUUCCCGAUUCAGUAUCCUGAAAUCUGGGAGAUGUACAAGAAAGCCCAAGCCUCCUUCUGGACCGCCGAGGAAGUCGAUUUGUCCGACGACCUCCGCCACUGGGUAACCCUCUCCUCCGGCGAGCAGCAUUUCAUCAAACACGUCCUCGCCUUCUUCGCCGCCUCCGACGGCAUCGUUUUGGAGAAUCUCGCCGGACGUUUCAUGAAGGACGUCCAGAUCUCAGAGGCCCGCGCCUUCUACGGCUUCCAAAUCGCCAUCGAGAACAUCCACUCCGAGAUGUACAGUCUCCUCCUCGAGGCUUACAUCAAGGACUCGUCGGAGAAGAACCACCUCUUCCGCGCAAUCGAAACUGUCCCCUGCGUCCAGAAGAAGGCCAAUUGGGCGCUCCGCUGGAUUGACGGCUCCGAAUCAUUCGCAGAGCGAAUUGUCGCCUUCGCCUGCGUGGAGGGAAUAUUCUUCUCCGGAAGCUUCUGCGCCAUCUUCUGGCUGAAGAAGCGGGGGCUGAUGCCGGGGUUGACUUUCUCGAACGAGUUAAUUUCUCGCGACGAGGGUUUGCACUGCGAUUUCGCGUGCCUGCUGUACAGUCUGUUGAAGAUGAAGCUGAGCGAGGAGAAAGUGAAGGGGAUAGUGGCGAACGCGGUGGAAAUAGAAAGGGAGUUUGUGUGUGACGCGCUGCCGUGCGCGUUGGUGGGGAUGAACGGAGAAAUGAUGAGCCAGUACAUUGAAUUUGUAGCAGAUAGAUUGCUGAAUGCAUUGGGAUGUGGGAAGAUGUACAAUGUGCAGAAUCCAUUUGAUUGGAUGGAGCUGAUUAGCUUGCAAGGUAAAACAAACUUCUUUGAGAAGAGGGUUGGAGAAUAUCAGAAGGCUUCUGUCAUGUCUAGCUUGAAUGGUAAUGGUGACAACCACACCUUCAAGUUGGAUGAGGAUUUCUGACUUCUGCUGUUUAUUUUACUGUUUUCUUCUUUGUUUUAUUUAUUUUUUAAUGUCUCUGUAAAUGCAUAAAAUUGUUAUCUUGCUUUCAAUGAUUUAAUCCAAUGCAAUGUGCACUUGUUCACUUA
Molecule: messenger RNA, 1304 nt
Organism: Erythranthe guttata (spotted monkey flower)
Lineage: Eukaryota; Viridiplantae; Streptophyta; Magnoliopsida; Lamiales; Phrymaceae
Product: ribonucleoside-diphosphate reductase small chain
Biological process (GO): deoxyribonucleotide biosynthetic process
Molecular function (GO): oxidoreductase activity
Source: RefSeq, a predicted model, not a curated record